AUGGAUGCACAGGCACAGGAUGCUCAGGAAUAUUGCAAAAAGCAAAACAAAAAGGCAAGAAUCGAGCGCAUGCCGCAACAAAACCACAAUGCUGUAAAGAAAAGAAACAUGCAGGAUAUAGUUGCACUGAUAGAUCUUGCCAGAAGCAGUAGCAAGGCAGACAUCGUUGCAAAAUACGUAAAUUUUGUUUCUGAAUUUGUGCUGUACAAUGCAAAGCAAAUAUGCAGCCUCAGAGGAGGAAAAACGGUUUCUGCAAACGACAUAAAAGAAGUAAUCAUCUCGGAAGGUUUAUUUUUUCUAUCUGACGUUGAAGCAUUAUCAAAUAAACAGCAUCGCUAA
Molecule: messenger RNA, 339 nt
Organism: Ordospora pajunii
Lineage: Eukaryota; Fungi; Microsporidia; Ordosporidae
Exons: 1
Coding region: 1-339 (112 amino acids)
Source: RefSeq, a predicted model, not a curated record